GUAAAGUCGGAGUUAAAGAGCUAAAAACAGAGAUGCUACCCCAGUGACCUUGAGGACGUCUCGAAAACCCCGAAGAGGAAGAGGAGGAGGAGCAGACGGUGACCAGUAAGCCAUUAGCAGGCGAGGAUGGCGGCACAGACCCUAUUGCACCUCAGACCCGCCCUCAGGCCCGCCAGAUCCUUCCUCCCGGCCCUCAGAAGUAUGUCCAUCAAGGUUGGCGAUGAGCUGCCCAAUGUCGAUCUCUAUGAGGAGACGCCUGCCCACACCGUGAACACCAGAGACCUUUGUGCUGGCCGGAAGGUACUCAUGUUUGCUGUGCCCGGAGCCUUCACUCCAGGCUGCUCCAAGACCCACCUGCCUGGGUACAUCAAUAAUGCAGACAGCAUCAAGGCCAAGGGCAUCCAGGAGAUAGCCUGUGUGGCUGUCAACGACCCCUUCGUCAUGGCCGCCUGGGGGGAGACUAAGAAGGUUGGAGACAAGAUUCGCAUGCUGGCCGACACAAGUGGGGAGUUCACUAAGGCUGUGGGUUUGGACCAAGACUUGGCUGUCCUGGGGGGCUUGAGGUCGAAGAGGUACUCCAUGCUGGUUGACGAUGGGCGAGUGGUGCAGCUCAACGUGGAGCCUGACGGGAAGGGCUUGUCAUGCUCCCUGGCCGAGAACACCUUGUCCAAACUGUAGGUCGUGCCUCAUGGCCUGCUAUGUGUUCGUGUGCUCUGAAGAUCCAGAUAUGUCACUGCGUUUGAUCUUGCAACACUGAGUUGUGUAAUACAUACCUGAGAAUGUUGAUUUUAAUAGGCUGAGAAGCCCUAGCCAAACUAGGAGGUCUUGCCACUCAGUCAGGCUUAUUCCUAAGAUCCAGUUUCCUCCCUGGCGUGAAGCAGGAUUGUGCUUUCAGUGGAAAGUGUAUGAUAAAGAUUUCUAUUCUUUCUCAUGAAGUCAUAAUAAUUUUGAGAAUACUUUAGCCAACAUUUUGGUAAUUGUUCUGGAUGUCUAAAUUCUUAUACUGUUUCUUAUGAAGUCUUACUUCAAUUUUAAUAGUAAAUCUUUCAGACUGGCCUAAAAAUAUUUUGUCUAAGCUGUGGCCAUGAUGCUUAGCCAGGGAAGACUUUCAAGAACCAGAUAACUUGUUCCCUCUCUAAAAGAAUAAGGUUCUUUUGUUGAACUUGUUUUAGGGAUUGGAACUGUAUGAUAUCAACUUUCAGCCUCCUGAGUAGUAGUUUGUAUAAACAUAGACAUUAAUUGUAAUAUUUUCCCCAUAGUGCUGUAUGCCAUACCUGUUCAAAUUUAGUUGCUAGUGUUUAUAUAUAUAUAUAUAUAUAUAUAUAUAUAUAUAUAUAUAUAUAUAUAUAUAUAUAUAUAUAUAUAUAUAUAUAUAUAUAUAUAUAUAUAUAUAUAUAUAUAUAUAUAUAUAUAAAAGACAUACAUUUUUAUACAUUCAACAUAUGACAUAACAAUGAUUUAUUUUCAGAAUAGUAACAGGAGUUAAUUUCAUGAACUCCACAGGUCAAUACUGCAUAAUUAUUUCAGGGUCUUACUGUCCAAGCAGUAAAUGAUGCCAUGCAUAUUCAGCCAUUGUGAAAAAGACAUGUGUGGCAUUUGUUGGUCUUACUUGUUGUCAAAGCAAGGGUGCCUUAAAAUAAUAGUCAGGACUAGCAAAGUUCUCUUCUUUCAAGAAAACUGAGGUGAGUGGAUUUAUGAGGAAGGUGAGGAAAGAGGUGUGCAGUGAUGUGCCAAAACUGAGAGGUUCCUUUGCCAGUGCUCGGUGGAGAUGGUGAUGCUAAUGUUGAAAGUGGCAUUGAAAUUAUUGUGUCAUAUUUGGUUGUGACAUUCAAUUAAUUACAUGAUUGUACUAUUUCAUGAUUUUUGUCAAAC
Eriocheir sinensis (Chinese mitten crab) is the source of this 1872-nucleotide messenger RNA. RefSeq names its product peroxiredoxin-5, mitochondrial-like (gene Prx5). Gene Ontology annotation, biological process: cellular response to oxidative stress; hydrogen peroxide catabolic process; cell redox homeostasis. The coding region runs from base 127 to 678 and encodes 183 amino acids. Gene Ontology annotation, cellular component: cytoplasm; peroxisome; mitochondrion. Gene Ontology annotation, molecular function: thioredoxin peroxidase activity. Lineage: Eukaryota; Metazoa; Arthropoda; Malacostraca; Decapoda; Varunidae. The record is from RefSeq and is a predicted model, not a curated record. The transcript has 4 exons.